Cottoperca gobio is the source of this 762-nucleotide messenger RNA. RefSeq lists its product as uncharacterized. Gene Ontology annotation, biological process: signal transduction. Gene Ontology annotation, molecular function: 3',5'-cyclic-nucleotide phosphodiesterase activity. The transcript is spliced from 8 exons. NCBI's taxonomy places the organism in Eukaryota, Metazoa, Chordata, Actinopteri, Perciformes, Bovichtidae. Bases 1 to 762 code for a protein of 253 amino acids. The record is from RefSeq and is a predicted model, not a curated record.
AUGGCAACAAAGAUCAUUCACUUCAGUGUCAACGGGAGGCUGGAGCAGGCCGAGUUCAGGGCCGACUGCUCGGCUGCAGAUGUGGAAAGAUCUGUUCCGGGCGGCGGCGGAGGUCGGCCCGCACCACAUCCUGAAGAUGUACAGCAGCGACGGCGGCGUGGUGAACGUCUCCCCCCGGCUGGAGGCCAACAGCGAGGACUCGUGCUACCGGCUGGAGGUGGUGGCGUCAGAUGUGCAGAGUGUGGGGAUGCCCAAAGAGAUGGACGCCCUGGAGUACAGGCUACAUCAUCUGGAGAGCAAAGUCAGAGCAGACGUGGGCCAGACUCCAGACGUCCUCUGCGAUGUGAAGAGCCAAGUGGAGUCUUUCAAGAGGAAGCUGCAGAGCGUGGAACACCUGAGCUGGAUGGGUCUCUUCAAGGAGGACAGCGACCAUCACCUCUCCCGAAACCCUCUCAGCUGAGCCUGCAGGAGGAGCGCCAGCAAGUCCGCCGGACGUUCCUCAACAUGAACUCGCUGCAGGUGACGGAGGAAGUGAGGGAGCAUCUGAAAACUCCCAUUUUUGACAACUGGCAGUGGGAGGAGGCGGAGAUGCUGCUGCUCCUCCAGGUGAUGUUCACUGACCUGAACCUGCUGACGGAGUUCCACAUGGAGCUGGACAUCCUGCAGAACUUCCUGUUCCAGGUGUACUGCCACUACAACAACAUCCCCUUCCACAACUUCAGGCACUGCUUCUGCGUCACUCAGAUGGAGAAUGUAGUGUGA